AUUGGAAAUCACGGCAAACAUUCAAACAAUGCAUAACGAUGGUCACAAGAUCAACAAUGGGUCUAUAACAAAAACUGUUGACAUCGAUGCAACCACGGAAACCAUCGAGUAUUGAUGUUGUUAAUGAAAGCUCGUUUUGCGUGAGUAUAUUUCAAAAUGAAUUCCGAAGAAACGAAAGCACAAUUUUUUCAAGUUCGUAUAGUGAUUUUUGAAGCUAGACAUCUAGCAUGGCCAAGGAUGGAUCCAUUGGUUCGUGUUAAAAUAGGCAAAGAGAAGAGACAAACUGCUGCGAAGGAAAACACGGACCGGCCAUAUUACAAUGAGGUUUUCACGUUUGAUUUUCACAUUCCACUCCCACUUCUACUGGAGAAGACAAUAACAUUGUCAAUUCUUCAAAACCGGAGAAUCAUGUAUCCUAAGAAAGAGCUGGGACGUAUAAGUCUUGACGUAGCUACAGUGUGGCGGCAGCCAGAUCACCAGUUUUACCGCAAGUGGGCUGUACUGCUGGAUCGGAAAGACACGACAAGCGGUGCAAGGGGUUUCCUCAAAUGCGAUAUCAGCGUAAUCGGGAAAGGCGACAAAAUCAAAGUACACCACUCUCUGGGAACACAUGAAGACGACGACAUUGAGGGGAACAUGCUGGUGCCCGAUGGGGCAACGUCACAGAGGCAAAGGGCUCGUUACUUGGUGCGCCUUUAUCGAGCCGACAACAUUCCCUUCCCCAUUGACGCUUACGUCCAAGUGUCAUUCGCCGGGAACAAGGGCAAAACUACCGAAAAAAAGCACACCAAUGCGCCGACGUGGAACGAGGAGCUUGCAUUCUACGAUUCAUACCCCCCGCUGUGGCAGAGGAUAAGAGUGCAGGUGCGGGAACAUGAACUGUUGGGUGCCAGUGUGAUUGCCACGCAUCUCCUGGACCUGCCGGCCAUCUCCAGCGAUCAAGGCAUUCACGAUUUCUUACCGACGUUCGGACCUGCCUUCGUUCACUUGUAUGGAUCUAUAUCUUCAUCGGGGUCUGGAAAGGAGUCUUGGGUGGAGGUUCAGGGCGACGGAUCGGCGUACAAAGGGCGACUACUGCUAGCUCUUCAGACGGAAAUAUUGGAAAGUGGAGUGACUAAAGGCAUGCGGAGUGUUGCACAUCGCCCCAUCCCGAAUAUCUUCGAAGAAGAAUGCUGGAAGACGGAAGAAUUGAUCCUUGUGGGUGUAGUGUGGGAGGUAUCAAUGCUGGACAAGAAAAUAAAGUAUAAACCAAUUCACGUUGAGAUCAGCUUAGGAAACGUUGGCAACAUGCUGUAUGAUGGACAACAGUCCGCUGUCGAGCCAAUUCCAGACAUGCCAGAAGAAGUACAUGACGAGGUACCGAAGAUUCAGAACAUGACAUCGCCCCAGAAACCUGAGAUGGUAAAAGGGGGAUCUUACUGUUCCGUGGGCUUUGGCAACGAGAAGCCAUGUGUGUACGUACAUGCAACGUGUCCCGACACCAAGCAUCGCAUGUACCAUUCCAACUUUCUGAAUCAACUCACUAGCAUGCUUAAUGACGCAAUUUUACGGUCACAGUCAAGGGAGAGCGAAUUCGAAAUGGAGGAAUUUGUGAAGAGAUUGCUGCCCCAACUGGGCGACUGGUGUAACAGGUACCUGAGUAUCACCUCGGAACAACAGUACAACCGAAGAAGCACCAACAGAUUGGACGAAAUGAGGGGAGAAUUCUGCCGCAGAAAAGUGGAAAAUAUGAAAGGCGUGUUCAAACAAUUAGAAGCCGAGUUUACAAAAGACAACAUAAACGCAACGCUGCACCAACUCCAAGACAUCUUAAAGGAAGUGACGUUCCUCAGAGAGGACCCGCAGAAUUCACAUCCGGACGUGUUCGUGUGGAUCGUGUCUGGCAAGAAGCAUCUAGUAUUCCACAGAGUGUCGGCACGAAGUAUUAUUUUCUCCAAGGAACCCGAGGAGCGUGGAAUAGAUUGUGGUCGCCUGCAGUCAAUGUUUAUGAAGGCUCCAGUUAAUAAAGCGGGCAGUUCUAGCACCACGUGUAAGCUUGAUAUAGCGCUGUGGUUGGGAAAUUCCGAGGACGUGCACACCUGUUUUAACUCGCUGCCCACAGGUUACGACCCUGUCGAUGGAUUCGGAUCCGAACCCAGUGGCGACAUCGAACAUCCGCCCCUACCACCUGUCAUUCGUUACGCGGAGAAUCACGUCUUCGUGUGCCAUUCUUACAUUUACCAGGGAGCGAUGAGACCAGGAUUCGACAAGUCGGCCUUGUGUGACCCUUUUGUGAGGGUCAUACUAGGAAACCAGAAUGAAAAGACACACGUUAUCAAGAAAACACUGAGCCCUGUCUGGGACAAGACAUUGGUGUUCUCAGGGGUGACGCUCCACGGCCCACGUGAGUCCAUCAAGGCAAAUCCUCCCUCCAUUGUAAUCGAAGUAAUGGACGCGGAUUUUUGCUCCAAGAAGGAACUGGUUGGCCUCACAACAGCCAAACCACACGUACAGUUGGUAGGGGAGGAAUACAACAAACCACGUCUCGAGUGGUACAAGUUGCUCAAUGGUGACGAAUUCACUGGCGAAAUUUUAGCAGCAUUUCAACUGUUUGAGUUAUCCGAAGGAAAGUUGGACGCGCAAUUGCCAAAGGAACUGGUAAUCACGGACAGUAAUACCAGUGUGCCGAAGACAAUUAAACCGAACAUGGUGAGACACAGAAUGGAGGUACUGUUCUGGGGUCUGCGAGAUUUGAAGCUGAGUCCUUUCCUUAAAACGAAGCAGCUGAGAGUGAAUAUGUGGUGCGGGGAGUCGAAUUUAGGCUCCGUUUCCAUGAAAAACUUUAAACGCAAUCCCAACUUCGAGGAGCCCUUGCAGUGCCUGGACGUGAUGUUACCGGAUGACAGAGUGUACUUUCCGCCUAUGACUCUCACGUUGUACGACGCCUACAUUUUAGGAUACACUGCGUACCUGGGCAUUCACAUUGAGCCUACCGUUGCUCGUUUCUGGGUGGAACUGGAAACCUAUGAACAGCGCGCAACCAUGUUGAAAUCCACCGUCUUCCCACAGAUCAAGAAAAAUGAAUUCUGUACUAUACAGCUUUAUGACGAAGACAAUGAGGACGAGAGCACACCGGCAUUGCCCACCGAAGAGAGCACAUGGGAUAUUGGCAAUGUUCUGAAUUUACUUCCUACAGGAAUAUUCACUGGGACAGAAGAUGAAAUAGAAAUGACUAUAAUCGAAAAAUCUCGCGAUGAUGAUGCUGAUAGCUGGUGGACAAAAUACUUCGCGUCUAAAGAGGGAACAGACGAAGAAGAUUUCACAGACCAGAAUUCAGAGCAACAACAACACCAAGAUGCCGAUGGAAUAUUGCUCAAAAAAAUCAAGUCAAUUUUAAAACAAGGAAAGGCUACACUUGAGAUUUAUCCGAACGAACUGGAGGCACAACCCGAGUUCAACGGUUUCUGUGAUUUCCUGCAAAAUUUCGACAUUCUCAGAGGAAAGAAAACUGGAAACGACUUUCAUGACAGAGAAAACAUUGUUGGAAAGUUGAAAGGAAUAGUGAAACUGUACCGCUGGCCCCACGAGGAGGAAACUGUGUUUGUGACGAACAGUGGUUCGGACAUCGCAACAGGAGGAAUACUGCAAGACGUGCCAUCCAACGCUCCUGAGAGGAUCUUAGUUCGUGUGUACGUCGUGGGAGCCUCUGGACUCCGUGCCAAAGACGUCACCGGGAAAUCAGACCCGUACAUCGAGAUCGAGCUCGGCUCUCUCAAAAUCAGUGAUAAAGAAAAUUACAUCUUAGAGGAGCUGAAUCCUACAUUCGGCAGGGUCUUUCAGCUGGAGGCACAGUUACCGAAUGAUUACCAGCUGACAGUUCGUGUUAUGGAUUUCGACGUUUUUGGAAAGAAUGACCUCAUAGGAGAGACAAAUAUUGAUCUUGAAAAUAGAUUUUACAGCAAACACAGAGGGACAUGUGGACUGGCUAGCAGCUACGAAAAGACUGGAUAUAACCGGUGGAGAGAUGUUUUAAAACCGUCAGAGAUAUUAGAAGAGUUAUGCAGGAAGAAUAAUUUAGGUAGUCCAAAAUACAUCGGCGGCCACGUUGUCGUAGGGCCAUGCGAAGAAGACAUCACGCAGCACAUUUGCCAUGGCACGACAAACUCUGUGUGUGCACGCUACAAUAAGGAGGAACUAGCACUCUACGCGAUUAGAAGAUGGCACGAAGUACCACAUGUUGGCCACCACCUAGUGCCGGAGCACGUUGAGACGAGGUCUCUCUUCAAUCCUAAGAAGCUUGGUAUCGAACAAGGGAAGCUGCAGAUGUGGGUAGACAUUUUCCCAGUGGGAGAGAUGCCCCUCCCCGUUCCGGUGGACAUAACCCCUCCAAAGCCGCAAGAAUACGAACUUCGAGUAAUCAUCUGGAAUACAGAGGAUGUGGUAUUGAACGAAUACAACGUCGUAAGCGGAGAGAACAUGUCAGACAUCUACGUGAAAGGGUGGCUACAAGGUAUGGACUACCAAAAGACGGAUGUACACUACAGGUCAUUCACUGGGGAAGGCAACUUCAAUUGGCGCUUCGUAUUCCAGUUCAGUUAUCUUGCACCAGAGAACAAAAAUGUCAUCAUGAGAAAGGAGUCCAUAAUUACAAACAAGCUCGCCGAACAAAAGAUCCCAUGCCGCAUGAACCUUGAAGUCUGGGACGACGAUGUCUUCUCCGGGGAUGACUUUUUGGGGUUUUUGAGGUUUGACCUGUCACAGAUGCCUAGAGGCGCUCCUUUGGCCAAACAAUGCAGCCUCAGUAUCACCCCAGAAGACGCACCCACAGUAAAUCUCUUCAAAAUAGGUCGCAUUAAAGGCUGGUGGCCUUUCCAGAACUUGUCCGACAAAGGCGACAAGACCAUACAAACGGGCAAACUGGAGGCAGAGUUCCAGCUCUUGACAAAGGAGGAGGCAGAAAAGAAACCGGUUGGAAAGGGACGUUCGCCCCCAGAGCCUAUGGAGAAACCAAAACGUCCAGAAACUUCGUUCCUGUGGUUAAAAAACCCGUUCCGAUCCUUCAAAUAUAUUAUGUGCCGUAGGAACAUAUGUACCAUUAUACUGAUUGCGAUAGCGUUGAUUUUUAUUUUUGGAAUUGGAAUCCAUUUCGCGGUAACUUUGCUCCUUUAGCGGGAAGUAGCUGUCGAUGCUUGUUUGAACAACUUACUGGAAUCUCCACACCCUUCACACCGUGAAAUAGCAUCUGAACAACACAACUUUCGGACCGCUUUUAUCACCAACUAAUAUUACGCCAAAUGAGUUUCAGCCCCAUGGGGCUAUCGUCAUCUGUUAAACUGUAUUGUUCAAAAUAUUGUAAAAUUCCACAAUAAAGUCAUGUUAUUCAGAGUUA
Zootermopsis nevadensis is the source of this 5368-nucleotide messenger RNA. RefSeq names its product otoferlin. Gene Ontology annotation, cellular component: membrane. NCBI's taxonomy places the organism in Eukaryota, Metazoa, Arthropoda, Insecta, Blattodea, Termopsidae. Gene Ontology annotation, biological process: plasma membrane organization. The record is from RefSeq and is a predicted model, not a curated record.